AUGUCUAUUGGUCAAGGAUUCGGCGGUGGAUUUGGCGGUGGGAUCGGUCAGGGAGCCGGGAUUCAAUACUUUGGCAUUGGAGGAGGCAACGAGAUCAAUCCAACGGUCGAAAGAGGCGUCUACAAUGUGGUAGGUCAAAAGAAAUGUCAAAAAACACUCUUGCCAUUAAAAAAUAUAUUCUUUUUUGUCAAAAAAUGCCUAAAUAAUCAAUUCUGCAUAACGCGGAUAAAAUUUUGAUGGAUUAAUAACUAAAUCGCAAACUUUUUUUUGCAAAAUUUUAUAACAAAAUAAAAAUUUUUUUUACUUAAAAUUUCAGUCAGUUCUGCAUAACGCGGUCUUAAAACUUUAUCUUGCAAAAUGGUAAUUGUUAUUUCUGCAAAGCUCUAUCUAAACGGCAAGCUUUGUAAUAAAGUUUUAGAAAGAGAGCGCAAAUUUCGAAUAUUUCUGCAAAACGCGGUCUAAAAUUUCUUCGAAUUUCUUUGAAAAUGCUGAAUUUUAUUCUGGCAAUGUAAACUUGCUCUGUAAAAAUUCAAAAUUAAAUGUUUUCUCCCAUAAUUAUAUACCCCCUCAAAUUUUGCAGCGUACCCCCACCUCCUUGCCCGUCCGAUUCAGCCAGUCCAAGGUCCUGCGUUUGGUCGUGGUCCCGGUGAAUGAUUGGUGUACCAUCAACCUCCGCGGCGGCGGUGACAUUGCCCUUCAUUUCAAUCUCCGUUUCGCCGAACGAUCCACGGUUCGAAACGCGAAGAUUAACGGUAACUGGGGAGGGGAGGAGCGCGACGGCGGCUUCCCCUUCGAGCGGGAUCAGAUCUACACUUUGGAGUUCAUUCCUCAGAGCCACAACGAUUCGGUUGCCGUCUUCCUGAACGGCCAACAUUUCACCGACUUCAGACUGCGGACCCGGCUUUAUGAGAUCGACACCGUGGAGAUCGAGGACGGCUUCAAGGUCCACUCGGUCCAGGCCUUCUCCUAA
This is a messenger RNA of Bursaphelenchus xylophilus (pine wood nematode), 970 nucleotides long. NCBI's taxonomy places the organism in Eukaryota, Metazoa, Nematoda, Chromadorea, Rhabditida, Aphelenchoididae. The record is from the annotation of a GenBank genome assembly.